AUAACAAAAUACUUAUAAAAAGAAUAGGUAGGGCCAAAACAUGUUGAGAAAUUUCCUUUUUAGUACUGCGAUUAUUGUGACACGGUAAUCAAAUGGAACUCUCUAACACAGUGAGUGUCAUAAACAAGGGUUCUUCUUCUGUUUCCUCAAACAAUAUGGGUUCUUUUCCAAGUCCAGGAGCACCGUAUUACAGAGAGAGAACAAGAAGGUAUGAGAACAACAAGGGAUGGAGCUCAGAGAGAGUAUCAAAGCAAACAAACGACAACGGCAGUAGAAGACACACUAUGUCAGGUUUAACACCUUUCAGUGGUGGAAGAACAAUGCCAUCGAAAUGGGAUGAAGCUGAGAGAUGGAUUUGUAGUCCAGUUUCAGCAUCAUAUGCUGAUAGCAGAAGAAACUCACGUACACAACAAAAGCUUCAACAAAGAAGACCCAAGUCAAUAAGUGGUCCAAUUGUUCCUCCUCUGCCUCCUGGAGUGGCUUGUUACUCAAAUUAUUCGCCUUUGGCGCAACAACUGAGACAAGGUUUUGUUGUGAGGAAUUUAAUGGUUAGCUCACCUUUUUCAACAGGAGUGUUGGCACCUGUUGCUGUUUCUGUUCGCCAUUAUGAGGAACAUGAUGGAAAUGAGGAAAGUGAGAGAUCUCUUGUUCCAAGAUAUGAUAAAGGUACUCAAAUGAGUCCUACAGAAACUGAGAAUGAUGUAGAUUCAUCUCCGAAAUCUUCUGCCACUUCGGCCAUAGAUCAAGAAGAUUGCUAUUAUCCUAAACUAGAAGUCAGAGAUGUGGAGGUUGACAGUGAAGCUACUGUUAUGAGGGGAUCCAAGAGACAUGGAACCAAAUCGAUCAAAAAUGACUUAAUGCAUAGAUCAGAAUUGAGAGAGAAUAGUGUUCAAGUUUCAGAUUGGGAUAUUGAAGAAUCAACCUUGGACACUUCCAAGUUACGGAGAGAGGAAGCCAAAAUCGCUGCUUGGGAGAAUUUGCAGAAAGCAAAAGCUGAAGCUGCAAUGCGGAAACUCGAGAUGAAAUUGGAGAAGAAAAGAUCUUCAACGAUGGAUAAGAUUCUGAAAAAGCUUAGAAGGGCGCAGUUGAAAGCAGAAAGUAUGAGAAGCUUAGUACCUGUACAACAGGAACAUCACACUUCCAAGAUUUGCAAAGUAUUUUCAUUCCCUAAAUAUGUCCAGAUGAGGUCUCUAAGCAGCUGCUUCAGUAGCCAAACUCAGUGACCUAUUCGUUGUACAUGCCAUGAAAUCAUUGAGGUUUGUACCAGGUUAUAAAAGAAUACUCUGCAUUAUCUUAGUGCCCAUUGAUGUAAUUGGCAUGUGUUAGAAACCCCAACAAUACAUCAUUCUUUGUACCUAGUUGUGCUAUUUGUAUAUAUAAAGCUCAGUGAUUUAUGCGAUCAAAACUUUCUUUAAA
This is a messenger RNA of Vicia villosa (hairy vetch), 1416 nucleotides long. RefSeq lists its product as uncharacterized. Lineage: Eukaryota; Viridiplantae; Streptophyta; Magnoliopsida; Fabales; Fabaceae. The record is from RefSeq and is a predicted model, not a curated record. The transcript is spliced from 3 exons. The coding region runs from base 93 to 1223 and encodes 376 amino acids.